CUCGACACAAGCCCCUCAACGGACAUCGGCCGGUCUCCGACGAAGCACGCUCCUAGGACUUGCCAUCUAUCUUGCGGCCCGUCUCCUACGUGCGUCUGACGAUCCUCUUGUCGGUUUAGCUUGAACGACACAAAGCAGCGUUGUACGCACAAACAUGGCCUUUAUCAAGCUAGACUAUACCGUCUCCCAAUCCAAGCCCUCUUCCGUGCCCAACCCGCCAGGUUAUUUGGCCCCUUUCACAGCCAAACAAUCAGCCUCCGCUUCUUCCAAGCAUUUCCAAGCAAAUGAGGAGGCGCUCGCAAAGCAAGCUCGAAAAUCCACAGAAUUAAAAAUGAAGAGGGCAUGGGACCUGGCCUUAUCGCCUGCUAAAUCUCUCCCAAUGCAGGCCAUAAUGCUUUACUUUUCAGGCUCGGGAAUUCAGAUAUUCUCUCUCGGGAUGAUUUUCAUGCUCUUAACCCAACCUAUUUCCGCCGUAUUGAAUAUCUUCCAAGCAUUUGAACCUUUCAGACCGACACCUUCGUCUACGUCUCGAAAGGGGAUCAAGGCCGCUGCGGAAGAAUCAACAUACGCACCCUUAAUAGGACCUAUGGUAUUAUAUGUGGCUUGUCAAGGGCUAAUCCUGGCGCUAGGACUAUACAAGUGCUCGUCCAUGGGCAUCCUGCCGACGGGCUCAGGCGAUUGGCUGCAUUUUGAAACACGAUCAGAUCCUCCCGAAUGGUCUGCUGUCAGGUCGCAAUUGCUUGGCUGAAGUCUAUAUUACAGUCAGAUUCGCUCAUCAUGCACGACUUUUUUUGCUACAUACUCCAUGACACGCUCAUAGAAAAGCAUGACGACGGCCCCACCAGCUUCGUGAAGUGCCUCUUCGCCGACCUCUUCUACAUCUGCAUCGCUAAUCCGCAGCCAUCCUCUGCCUGGUACUUUCGUAUUUUCGAGAUCCCUCACCUGCCCAAAGUAAACACAAUCCUGGCAUUUACACCCAUCAGGACAAUUUUUUGC
This is a messenger RNA of Cryptococcus deneoformans JEC21, 996 nucleotides long. RefSeq names its product endoplasmic reticulum protein, putative. The record is from RefSeq and is a predicted model, not a curated record. Bases 155 to 748 code for a protein of 197 amino acids. Gene Ontology annotation, biological process: protein folding in endoplasmic reticulum. The transcript has 8 exons. Gene Ontology annotation, cellular component: EMC complex. Lineage: Eukaryota; Fungi; Basidiomycota; Tremellomycetes; Tremellales; Cryptococcaceae.